This is a messenger RNA of Cynara cardunculus var. scolymus (artichoke), 1761 nucleotides long. RefSeq names its product type I inositol polyphosphate 5-phosphatase 4-like. Gene Ontology annotation, biological process: phosphatidylinositol dephosphorylation. Gene Ontology annotation, molecular function: inositol-polyphosphate 5-phosphatase activity; phosphatidylinositol-3,4,5-trisphosphate 5-phosphatase activity; phosphatidylinositol-4,5-bisphosphate 5-phosphatase activity. The record is from RefSeq and is a predicted model, not a curated record. The coding region runs from base 1 to 1761 and encodes 586 amino acids. The transcript has 13 exons. Lineage: Eukaryota; Viridiplantae; Streptophyta; Magnoliopsida; Asterales; Asteraceae.
AUGGGAGAUGAUACCUGCAAGAAAACCAAGGUUUCAUGGUCAAAAACAGUCACGAAAUGGUUCAACUUCAAGAACAGAGCUGAGGAUUUCCAUGCAGAUGAAUUCAGCCAUGGAGAUAAUGAUUUAUAUGAAAGAGAAGGGUUCACCAUCAACAGAAACAGAAGAAGAGAGAGAUCAAGCAAGAAGUAUGCUAGUCAAGUGAUGGAUGUCAAUGAUUAUAGGGUCUUUGUAGCUACAUGGAAUGUGGCUGGGAAAUCACCAACAAGUUCUUUAAAUCUUGAAGAUUGGUUGCAUACCUCACCUCCUGCUGACAUUUAUAUUCUUGGGUUUCAAGAAAUCGUCCCUCUAAAUGCCGGAAACGUGUUGGGCACAGAAGACAACGGUCCAGCUAAAAAAUGGCUAGAACUCAUUCGGAGAACGCUCAACAGUCUUCCUGGGACAAGUGCUCGAAAUCCAACUGAUUCAGAUUUCGAAGGAUCGAUAAUAGAAACGAACCCAUCUUUCUUGAACCGACACGCUUUCCAGUCACUGAGCCGUAGCAUGAGGAUAAUUGAGCAUGACGUGCAGCAGCCGGGGCUCGACCGCAGAUACAGUGUCUCUGAUCGGAUCAUGUUCAGAAAUCGAACCAACGGUUAUGACCCAAAUCUUAGAUCUUCAGAUGAAGAUAACGGGCCAGAUGAUUCACCCGAUAGCGUACCUUAUUGUGAUAAACGGGCAGGGAACUCUAGGUACUGUUUGGUCGCGAGUAAGCAAAUGGUCGGAAUAUAUCUUACGGUUUGGGUAAAGAGUGAUCUUAGAGACAAUACUCGGAAUAUGAAAGUGUCAUGUGUCGGUAGAGGAUUAAUGGGUUACCUCGGAAAUAAGGGUUCGAUUUCGAUUAGCAUGUCGUUGCACCAAACGAGCUUUUGUUUCAUCUGCUGUCACUUGACUUCGGGUCAAAAGGAAGGUGACGAGCUGAGAAGAAACGCUGAUGUGAUGGAAAUCCUGCGCAAAACAUGGUUUCCGAGAGUUGAAGGAACGAGAGACGAGAAAUCACCUCAAACGAUUCUCGAGCAUGAUCGAAUAAUAUGGCUCGGCGACUUAAAUUACCGGAUUGCCCUUUCUGCCCGCUCCGCAAAAGCUCUUGUUGAGGCACGCAAUUGGAGGGCAUUGUUGGAAAAUGACCAGCUUCGUAUUGAGAAGAGGAGCGGACGUGUAUUCGAAGGAUGGAAUGAAGGGAGAAUAUAUUUCCCUCCCACAUACAAGUAUUCGAAUAAUUCCGAUAUAUAUGCAUGCAACGAUAUGCACCCUAAAGAAAAGAAACGAACUCCGGCAUGGUGCGAUCGUAUCUUGUGGUAUGGAAGAGGACUCCAUCAAAUGUGUUACGUUCGUGGGGAGUCGAGAUUUUCGGAUCAUAGACCCGUUUAUAGCAUAUUUAUAGCAGAAGUCGAGUCUGUAAGCCGUUGCAAAAUCAAGAAAAACGCAAGUUGUUCUUCACGGAUCGAGGUCGAAGAGCUUUUGCCAUAUGAAUCGAAACGAGGAAGUCAAACCACUUGGAUUGUGGCACCGGUGGAAAUCUCAUCGUCUUCGAGUUUGAAUAUUGACGCUGCCAAAGCCCUUGUAACCGUCGAGGUCGGCUGGACUAAGCCAUCUACGGUCCGUUUGGUUUGCGGGAUUUGGAAUUCGAUUUUGUUCCAAUCCUACAUUCCGCUUGAAAGGCUGGUUGAUAUCACAUUUGUCUUGGAAAAUGAAGGUGGUUCGGAUAUAAUUAACCAAAUAUAA